AUGGUCAUCUUGGAAAUUUUCGAAGAUUCGAAAAGUGUUCAAACCUUCAAAAUGAAAACUAUCACCAAUCCAGCAUCUUGUUCAUUCAAGUUCCUGGACACUUCUAAUCUAGUUUUGAUAUUCCGGCUGGUCCCAUUUUUCAGUAUUCCGUCGUAUUUGCUGGCAUGGUUAUUGGUAUCCAGGAACAAGACAAAAGUGGUACAACCUGUGAAAAAACAUUAUUUGAGACAAAUGGCAAUAAACUUCUCCUCUGUGGUCCUCUUGUGUCACAUCAUCUGCCCAAUUCUGAUGCCACCGAUUCCCGGAUAUUUCAUGACUGGUUUCCUAGACGACCUGGACGCGAAUAUUGCACUUCCGCUGGUUUUAAUGACACAUGUCGUGCUCUUGGUCGCGUUCUCCAUUUUACGUCUGUUCAAACAUCAACUCAUCACUUUGUCCGAUUUGAGAUACACCAAAAAAUUCGAGCUCCCUGUGAAAAUUCUAAAAUGGGCAUAUCGUUUCUGUUAUCUAAUGAUGCUCAUUGUAGCUGUUUCAAUCCUUCCCACACUUUCUAUUGAAUUGGAAUCAACUGGGUUUCGUCAGGAAGCUUAUCAGUACUUCAACAAAACCGUAUGCUUUUGUCCGGAAAUGUUCAUAGCGGAUCCGAGAAAAUGGGAAAUUUACAUUCCGUAUUACCUAUCUGUAAUCUUUGGGGGUUUAUGCACACUUACCGGAAUAAGUAGUGUCAUAACUUGCCUUUGGAUGAUGUUUGAUUCCCGGAAAAUUGUGUCUAGAGACACUCUGGUUAUGCAAAGAAAUUUCACAUUUAUUCUUGUUUAUCAGGUUGUGAAGGACCAUGAAAUUGAAAUGUGUCAAUUUCAUAUUACAGAACACGGACUAUAUUAUCUGCUGCUAAUUUCCAGUCAGGGAGCAGUCAAUAAUUUCACGCACAUCGUCCCUGGAUUGUGGAGAAAGUUACGAAAAAAAGUCGUGGUACCAACGGAUUCAAGAAACAGCCGGAAAGGAAGUUCAAUGUGGUCCACAAGCACGCAUUUGACUGCUUCGAUUAGUUAA
Caenorhabditis briggsae is the source of this 1053-nucleotide messenger RNA. The transcript is spliced from 5 exons. Bases 1 to 1053 code for a protein of 350 amino acids. NCBI's taxonomy places the organism in Eukaryota, Metazoa, Nematoda, Chromadorea, Rhabditida, Rhabditidae. The record is from RefSeq and is a predicted model, not a curated record.